Pyricularia grisea is the source of this 1986-nucleotide messenger RNA. RefSeq lists its product as uncharacterized. NCBI's taxonomy places the organism in Eukaryota, Fungi, Ascomycota, Sordariomycetes, Magnaporthales, Pyriculariaceae. The transcript has a single exon. The coding region runs from base 1 to 1986 and encodes 661 amino acids. The record is from RefSeq and is a predicted model, not a curated record.
AUGGAAGACUUGGAUGGCGCCAGCAACCUUAUCGCCGAUUUGCUGAAGAAGCUAUCCGAGCUAGACGAUAAGGUUGAUACUUACCGCAAAGACAUGGUCGUUGAGUUUCAAAGGUAUUCUGAUGACCUACUCCGAGACUUGCCCAACGACGUCACGACCCAAGUCAACCGCGCCAUCACCGCUUCCAUGUCUGAAGGCAGAUACCGUAACCUGUUUCCCCAGAGCCUCGACGAGGAGAGACAUGUCUCUUUCGAACCUGAGUCACCAGCAAUAGAUCGUAAAAUGUGGGACGGCAGAGGCUCUCCGCCCCCGGUACUGCACCACACCUCUGGUGUUCCGAACGCAUCCAAUACAGCCAACGCCACCAUUGCUCGCGCCCUUGGCAGCAGCCCCAGAGAUGGCGUACGCGAUCCCCAUGCGCGCGAGAGGGAAUUUCGCGGUCUCUUUACGCCCUCAUACCUGCCGCUACUCGAGGCUGCCGACAGAGUAUCUGCGGCACAACCGUCCACGACAACAGAUUCCGAUUCGCCGCCCCAGACAGAAGAAGCAAAAACUUCACCCAAAGUGGCUGGAGGUGGCAGCGGGGUGGUACCAAGGUUUCCCCCAGUUCGAAGUUUCACGGAUCCGUCGGCCGAUUGCGGAUCGGUCGAAAGCGACAAAGAAAGAAACGCUCGGCGAAGUGCUCUACGCAGAUCUUCGAGUUCUAAUAGAUCCAGUCCGCGACGGGUACGCUUCGACUUCGAAGGCGAGGUUGUGUUGCCCACUUCAUCUCCAAGCUCAAGUGGCGUCGCGUCGUCAUCUCCGCCGCCUGAAUUAGCCAGGGAAGAAGAAUCACAUGUUCCGCUCAAUGAGUCACCCCAGGCUACCAGGCCAGCAGCGCCAUCUCCACCACGGUCACCCUCAUCAAGAUCUCUGCUAGACGACGAAGACGAUUAUUUCCCGCCGCCUAAAAAAGUGUCAUCAUCCCAGGCACUCAGGGCACUAUCCAAAUUACCCCUGGAGGACCCCUCGACGUGGACCGUGGUCAACGCCAAUUCAGAACCGGCUGCGGCUGAGGAAAAUAAGGAAACCGCACAACCCGACGCCGCCCCCAACUUUGCCACUUAUAUGCCGUCUUCUUCUCACAUUGAAGAAGUUGGAGCGCAGCCUCUGGGUGCAGCGCAGCUAGGCUCGCCUUUGCAAGACCUCGAGGAGUAUUACGACGAUUCCAGUGAAUCCGACGACGACUUUGUCUCUAUGCCCAUCCGACCGAUCCGAAAGAAGUCCAUCUCCCCAGAUGCUCGAAUGCCUUCAUUAAAGCCACCCGAGACGCAGCCGACCCAAACAAGAAGCCCAGAAGCGGGUGUGGGCGAGGCUACCAAACCCAACAACCAGGACGAUCACAUGGAUUCGAGACGUUCGAUGGCAAGCAAAUUGAACGCAAAGUCAAGCGUCCAGCAAGCCAGUGUCGCCACCACCACUGAAGCUCUCAAUGCCGAUGGAGAGCUGGACGGUGACGAACUUUUCGACAUGGAGGAGGACAUGUACGCUAAACGGGAUAGCCAGCCUUAUAUCAACCACGAAGAUGAGUCCGAUCUUGAGCCGGAGACAGAGGCUAUAGAAGAUGCAGAGAGAGAAGGUAUUCCUAUGGAGAAGCCGCCGCAUUCACCCAGCCUGUUUGUCGCUCCCAAACCGCAGAGCAUCAGCUUGACGCCACCAAACGUCUCGGCUGGCUCAUACAAGGGUCGGCCUGUCUCCUUCGACGUCGUCAAAGACCACAAGCUGCUGCACAGGGCAGCUGAGCUCGGCGAUUUGCACACCUUUGUCGGCAGCAUCGAUGGCCGGAGCGGCGUGGAUGGCAUUGACCCUAGUAGCUACCGAGGCGCCAGUUUCCGGGGCGCAAGCAGUCUUUCUGGGCUAGCUUUUUCAGGUGCCCCUAGGAGCCUAUCUGAGAGAAUGUUUCUCGAAGAUCUGGCCGAGGAGGGUGGCUCACUGCCAAAACGGUGA